Messenger RNA from Trichechus manatus latirostris (Florida manatee), 2291 nucleotides. RefSeq names its product potassium channel tetramerization domain containing 5 (gene KCTD5). Gene Ontology annotation, molecular function: cullin family protein binding. Lineage: Eukaryota; Metazoa; Chordata; Mammalia; Sirenia; Trichechidae. The record is from RefSeq and is a predicted model, not a curated record. Gene Ontology annotation, biological process: proteasome-mediated ubiquitin-dependent protein catabolic process; protein homooligomerization. Gene Ontology annotation, cellular component: cytoplasm; Cul3-RING ubiquitin ligase complex. The transcript has 6 exons. The coding region runs from base 50 to 754 and encodes 234 amino acids.
GGCCGGACGCUUCCGGUGGAGGGGAGCUGUGGCGGGGCUUGCUGGGAUCAUGGCGGAGAACCACUGCGAGCUGUUGCUGCCGGCCCCGGGCGGCCUCGGGGCGGGGCUGGGGGGCGGCCUGUGCCGCCGCUGCAGCGUGGGGCUCGGCGUCCCGACCCAGCGCCCCGGCAGCGUGUCCAAGUGGGUCCGGCUCAACGUCGGCGGCACCUACUUCCUCACCACCCGGCAGACGCUGUGCCGGGACCCGAAAUCCUUCCUGUACCGUUUGUGCCAGGCCGACCCCGACUUGGACUCGGACAAGGAUGAAACCGGUGCCUACUUGAUAGACAGAGACCCCACCUAUUUUGGACCCGUACUCAACUAUUUGCGACAUGGGAAGCUGGUGGUCAACAAGGACCUCGCUGAGGAAGGGGUGUUGGAGGAAGCGGAAUUUUACAAUAUCACCUCACUAAUAAAACUUGUAAAGGACAGAAUUAGAGAACGAGACAGCAAAACAUCACAGGUGCCGGCGAAGCACGUGUACCGUGUGCUGCAGUGCCAGGAGGAGGAGCUGACGCAGAUGGUGUCCACCAUGUCCGACGGCUGGAAGUUCGAGCAGCUGGUCAGCAUUGGCUCCUCUUACAACUAUGGGAACGAAGACCAGGCGGAGUUCCUGUGCGUCGUCUCCAAGGAGCUGCACAACACGCCGUACGGCACGGCCAGCGAGCCCAGUGAGAAGGCCAAGAUAUUGCAAGAGCGGGGCUCAAGGAUGUGAAGACAGUAUUGACAGGCGAAAAACGUCGUACUUUUCCCGAGAUGCAGCCAGCCGCCACGCUGAGGGGGCCUGGCUGUGAGGAGGGGCCUGCUUGUGACGAUUUUCUCUAGAGAGCGGGUCUGCGGGUGGUGAGAACAGUGUCCAGGCCGCCCAGGACCUGCCAGGCGCCGCUGACCUGCUGGGAAUGACUUUUUUUUUUUUUAAUCGUUGAAGAUCAUUUAAAGGACAACGUUCUUGGUGCUACAUAAACAGUCCCUGACGAGCAGCGGGCCCCUGCAGGAAGUAGCUGGUAGUCCGCCCGCUAUGGGACACCUGAAUCUGGGCGCUCGCCGGCCGUGUCCCUCCGCCUCGCCGGCGGCACCUGACAGGCGGCCUCGCGUCUCCUGCUCCCCACCCUCCCGGCUCUGCGUCCGGCGGCGAGUCUUCCUCUCAGCCACGCUCCGGUCACAGCUGCACGGAUGAGCCAUGGCGCCUCACUUUGUAUUUUCCAGGCGAGAGAACUGUCCCUCUCCCAGCGGGGUGGACGGCCAGCUGUUUUCCUUUUUGGAAAUGCCUGUGAGUGCUGCUGCACUCGGGUCGCUCCCGUCGGCCAGCCUGAAGAGAGCCGAGGUUUGCCUCCUCCCAUAAACCGGCUCGUGUGACACAGCGUCUGUGGGUGCCUUUGUUCUGCCUGCAGUGGCGUCGGGUGGGGAGAGGCUGCUGGGCGGGAGCCCCGGAUUCCUCGGAAAAUUCCGGGUGUUUACACACAUCACACGUCUCUCUCUCGCCUGCUCUCUCGUUUCCUUUGUCUAACUAUGCAGUUCUCUCGUGUUUUCGGAUGUACGAGACACGCUGCCUGCACAGGCUUGCCUCACCCAGCGAGCCACUGACAUGCCAGGACCCUGCCGCAGACGGCCGUUCACACGCCCCAAGUUCCCUGUGCCGGCGGCAGGCCUCAGAGGUGGAAGGACGUGGCGGGGUGGCCAAUUCUGCUUUUCCGGCCCCAGCUCUCCCAGGUGGCCGUGCACGCUGACCGCUGGGGCUGCCACGCGUAGGUCAGAGGCUCCGAUGCCCUCUAGUUUCACACGCUUCUGGAGCCUUCUCACCCCGCUCUCUUUUCCUUUGCCAAUGACCGGGCUAACCGAGUUGUCCAGCCUCUAGGGCUUACCUCCUCCUUUUGUACGGCCUGUCACACCUUGUUACAUGUUUGGCUUACACCGUUUAUACGGAACCUUUCUAUAAAGCAGAUCUAGCCGCUGCCGAGCGCACCCGCCCCGCGGCCCCGGGGGGAGGUGGCCCGUCCUUGGCCCAGGGUCGGGCUCCUUGGGGAGCUGCUGGCCACUUGGCGGCACCUGACUUAGGACAGUGACGUGAUAGGUAGGCUUGUGGUUUUUUAAUUUAAUGACAUUAAGACUUAAUCCACUAAAAUUUAUUCCAAGGGGAUAUUUAUACUUUUAUACUUUUUUAGGUAUCCGUAUUUUAUCAGCUUACAGUUUAAUGCCUAAGUUUCCCCUGAAAAUAGCAAAUAAAGUUGUGUAUUUAUGAAUGAGCAUAACAG